This is a messenger RNA of Pleuronectes platessa (European plaice), 1780 nucleotides long. It is a transcript of the gene gp9, whose product is annotated as glycoprotein IX (platelet). Lineage: Eukaryota; Metazoa; Chordata; Actinopteri; Pleuronectiformes; Pleuronectidae. The record is from RefSeq and is a predicted model, not a curated record. The transcript is spliced from 2 exons. The coding region runs from base 299 to 1045 and encodes 248 amino acids.
UCAGAUAGCCUCCACCACUGCUCCUAACAGAUACCCUCUUAUCUCCAGAAAGCAGAUGGAUUUCCUUCGUGUCAAAUGCGCCAUAACUGAGCAGUGUUAUUGGUGCAUUCCUCAAACUGACGCGGUUCUCUAUCGACCGUGUGAUUAUUCUGAGCGAGUCACAGAACCGGGGGAAACCUGGAGGUCAGGAGGACUUUGGAAAUGCUCUUAGCUCAAAGGAACAUUGAACACAUAAUGAGAUGUUAAGGAUGAUUGGCAGCACGAGUGGUAACGUCCUAGUUGGCCCGACUCUAAGAGGAUGCCCCCUGGUUUAAUCCUAGCUGCCUUCCUCCUCUGGGCCACAUCAAGGGCACAUCCUAUCGGUCGACCGUGUUUAUAUUCAGUCCUCCAGUCUGCUGGUCUGCAGGUGAACUGCAGUUCUUCAGGCCUCGUGGAGCUGCCUCCGCUGGCCUCACACACCACAGAGCUCCACGUGCAGGACAAUCGGCUCACCUCAGUGUCUCCGGGCCUGUUUGACGGACUGGUCGGUCUGAAAAAGGUCUCACUGUCUGGGAACCCCUUCCACUGUGACUGCAGGAUCCAGUACCUGAGGAGCUGGCUGCUGAGGAACAGAGCUGUCGUAUCCGAGCAGCCCACUUGUGCCAGUCCAAGCUCCGUGGCCCAGAAGGCCAUCGCUGACCUCACAGAUGAGUACUUCUCGUCCUGCGGCCGGCCGAGCUGCACCGGUGGGACCUACAGCACAGCGAUGGGAGCGAUGCUGUGCUGCAUCAUCGCUCUGCUGCUGUGGAGCUUGAGACUGGCCAAAUCGUCCACCUUCACUCUGUGCAUAGGCGACAGGCACGUGGGGCUCGAGGCCGACUCUCUGCGCUCACUGAAGCCCAAACACAGAAGGCGUUUGCACACCACACUGCCAGGAGUCAGUGCGGACUUGACUUCUUUCACUUGUACACAGGAACUAGAAAGGCCUCUUAUCAGCAUGGAGCUACUGCCACAAGUACUGGAUACGUUGCACAAGAAGCACAAAAUAAAGAUAAAGGCGACCUGAGCGACCUCUGCCUCUUCCAGGAAUUAGGUAUUUAAAAUAAACACUACAUAUGAUAGAGCGGAGGCCAGUAACAAGGCAGCAAAAUGAAUCUGUUUCAUUUGUUUUAUUUUUGGCAGUAAACUUGUGUUGCUGCUAAACCUUACAGUGUAACUUGGAAUUGUGUAUUCUUAGUAUUUAAACUAAUUUAGGCCUGAAAUGCACCACAUAAAUGUAUCAUAAAAUGUAUCUAUGAACUAUUAUGACUUCUUAUUGUGUCGGGAAUGAAUGAGACCUAACCCGUCCUACAGGUUGUGGAUAAUUCCUGAAUGAAAAAAGAAAAAGCACAAACUGUUGUGUAACCGUUCCUCACAUUUUCUUUAGUUAAGGUAUUAACAAUGAGGGACAGCAAAAGAUUUUGAUCGUCAUUGUACUUCUGGGAUUUAAUUUUCUACUUGCUAAUAAACGGGUUAUGGCAGGAAAUAUAUGGACACACUCAACAACGAUGAACGUCUCUGGUCUGUGCAAAUACUGGUCAACGCUCCCACAGCUAGACAUAAUGCAGACAGACAGUGCUCUUAAGAGGACAAUAUUGCACAUCGAACAGCUGCAAUUACAGUACAAGUAUUACCGUUAUAUUCAUGCAUAGACUUCCCAGGUUAAAUGGAUAAAUGACUUCAAAUGAAAUGAUAAAAAACAAAAUGUUAGAAUCUCAAUAUGCUUCAUAAAAACACUUGCAAUAAAUAUAGGAUGAUUUCA